AUGGCGAACGACCCCAUGCGAGUGAAGCUGGAGCAGCUUGACGCUCUUUCGGGAGAAGCCGAGAACGACCCGGCGAAGUUCGGGCGGCUUCUGAACACCGCUAUGAGGGCGGGGGCUGCUGCUGGCGGAGACACUCAGCAGACGGAGGCCACGAUCGACGCGCAAGAGGAGCAGGACCUGAUGAAAGAACUCGAGUCUCAGCUCUACGGCUGCGAGAUGGACAUCUCCUCCCAGGACGCCCAGCCGACCCAGUACGAUCUGCCACCUGCUGACUUGCAGACAGAAGGUACAAAGGAUGGCUUUCAUGCCACGUUGGAGCAUCUCAUGCGUGAGGUCGGGCUCGAGGAACGCGAGGAUGAUGCGAUCAGAAAAUCUCCAAAGCGAGAGCUUGAAAUUGAUUUUGCCAGGGUCGCCAAGGAACUGGAGGAUGAAACCAUGUUGGCCAAGGAACAUGAGGAAGCUGAGAAAGCCAGCAGAAUGGCGAAGGAAAGGGAGGAAACUGAGAAAGCAAGGUUGGCCAAGGAAAAGGAAGAAGCUGAGAAAGUAAGCAAAAUGAUCAAGCAAAUGGAGGAAGCUGAGAAAGGCAGGUUGGCCAAGGAAAGGGAGGAAGCCGAGAAAGCCAUCAGAAUGGCCAAGGAAAUGGAGCAAGCCAAGCUGGCCAAGGAAAGGGAGGAAACUGAGAAAGCCAGGAUGGCCAAGGAAAUGGAGGAAGCCAAACUGGCCAAGGAAAGGGAGGAAGCUGAGAAAGUCAGGAUGGCCAAGGAAAUGGAGGAAGCCAAGCUGGCCAAGGAAAGGGAGGAAGCUGAGAAAGUCAGGAUGGCCAAGGAAAUGGAGGAAGCCAAGCUGGCCAAGGAAAGGGAGGAAGCUGAGAAAGCCAGGAUGGCCAAGGAAAGGGAGGAAGCCGAGAAAGCCAUCAGACUGGCGAAGGAAAUGGAGGAAGCCAAGCUGGCCAAGGAAAGGGAGGAAACUGAGAAAGCCAGGAUGGCCAAGGAAAUGGAGGAAGCCAAGCUGGCCAAGGAAAGGGAGGAAGCGGAGAAAGCCAGGAUGGCCAAGGAAAGGGAGGAAGCUGAGAAUGCCAGGUUGGCCAAGGAAAGGGAACAGUUCAGGCUGGCAAGAUUGGCCAAGGACAAGGAGGAGGCCGAACAUAUGAGAUCGGCCAAGGACAAGGCCAAGGAAAAGGAAGACGCUGAUAAAGCCAAGGUGGAGGCCGUGCGACUUGUAAGAAACUAA
Messenger RNA from Symbiodinium sp. CCMP2592, 1230 nucleotides. The record is from the annotation of a GenBank genome assembly. Lineage: Eukaryota; Dinophyceae; Suessiales; Symbiodiniaceae.